Plutella xylostella (diamondback moth) is the source of this 1054-nucleotide messenger RNA. RefSeq lists its product as uncharacterized. The record is from RefSeq and is a predicted model, not a curated record. Gene Ontology annotation, molecular function: RNA binding. Gene Ontology annotation, cellular component: nucleolus. Gene Ontology annotation, biological process: RNA processing. NCBI's taxonomy places the organism in Eukaryota, Metazoa, Arthropoda, Insecta, Lepidoptera, Plutellidae.
GCUUUUUGACAGUUCUCUGUUUAUCAAAAAUACCACCACGUGAAAUGUUGUUGAAACCUAUGAAAACACGUUUAAUUUAAUAUUUAAUGAAAUAUAUUGAUCGAACUUGAAAUGGAUUUCAUAAUAGACACAGUAGGUGAUGAGGAUCUGCUUGGGAAAACGGAACUGCUUUCCGGGAGUGAUAAACCAUACUUUGCAGAAAAGGAAGAUAGAGUAGAUGCCAUAUUGCAAUUAUUUGACAAAAAGAAGGAGGAACUAGACCAAAACGCAAAAUUAGAAGAAGAGGCUUUCAAUAAGCUGAAGACUCUUAAAAUAGAUGGCCUAUUUGAUGAUUUCUACCAAGAAAUGAGGUGGACAGGCUCCUUUGUGAUGAAAAAGAAGAAAAAAGAUAGACUGUUUCAUUUUGACCAGCUAGAUACAGAUACGGGAAAGUUAAAGUCUGGUCUUGGUAAAGUAGAUGUGGAGAAAGAGAUGCGGGGCUCUGUGCUGACUCCGGGUAUUGAACAAGAUCACAGCCUGCCUCGGUACGAUAUUGGAGCCAAAGAGUUAAAGGCUUUGAGAAAGAAAGAGCGAGAGAAGACCAAGGGCCCGGCAUGGUUCAACAUGGCGGCACCAGAGGUCACUGAGGAGCUGAAGAACGACCUGCAAGUGCUCAAGAUGAGGUCCGCGAUGGACCCUAAGCAUUUCUACAAGAAGAAUGACAUGGAAGUCCUGCCUAAAUAUUUCCAGGUUGGUCGUAUAAUGGAUAACCCACUAGACCAUGUCAAUGAAAGACUAACAAAGAAGCAAAGGAAGAGGACAAUGGUUGAUGAGUUACUGGCGGAUGCAGAAUUCCAGAAGUAUAACAAAAAGAAAUACAAGGAGAUCAUAGAUGAAAAGAGACGGACAGAGUACAGGACUCACAUGAGGGACAAGAGACAGAAAAGCAAAGCUGAAUUGAAAAAGACUAAAAUGCAAGCAAAGAAAAAAGCCGCUAGCUAGUGUCGAAUAGGCUACAUUAAGAAAUUUCUGUUUAAGUAUGUUAAAAGUAAAUAAAACGAAACUAAGUUAACAA